AUGUAUCAAUCUACAUCAUUAGAUUCAUUAAAUUUACCGACAACUUCAACAAUGCCAGUAUUAACAUCGACAGCUAAUCCAGAGGUUCAAUAUACUAGAUCAUUAACAUCAGUUAAAGUUCAGUCUUGUAUUAAUGAAAACACAUCUAUUACCAAUACUAAUACUACUACAGAUAAACAUCUUGGCUCCGAUGACAGUAAAAAAAUUUCACUUAGUCGUAAACAAGAAUCAUUAGAACAGUUAAAUAUCGAUGACAAUCAAUCAGUUCAUGCAAAUCAUAAUAAAGAAGAAGGUGACGAAGAUAAUCUAUUUGAUAGAUUUAUUUGUGAAACUUCAACUUAA
Rotaria socialis is the source of this 342-nucleotide messenger RNA. NCBI's taxonomy places the organism in Eukaryota, Metazoa, Rotifera, Eurotatoria, Philodinida, Philodinidae. The record is from the annotation of a GenBank genome assembly.